Molecule: messenger RNA, 1018 nt
Organism: Plectropomus leopardus (leopard coralgrouper)
Lineage: Eukaryota; Metazoa; Chordata; Actinopteri; Perciformes; Serranidae
Source: RefSeq, a predicted model, not a curated record
CCCUGUGGUCCACCCGUGUUGUGGUCUGAUCCUGUGAGCGAGUCCGGUCUGUAAAAACAAAAGCGUUUUACUGCGACAGCAUCCGGCAGAAGAAGACAUGGCUGCUGCAGGAAAAUCAGCUAAAAAGGAAAUCAGAAAGCCAGCAAAGACCUCCUUCACGUCACCGUUCACUCCACGAUGGGGCCUGCUUCCGCAGGAAGACAUGCACUUCAUCCUGAAAACCCUGAGGGACAAACUGGUGUCCACGGGUCUUGAGAAGAAAGAGGUCAAAGUGUUUCGGCCGUGGAGGAAAAAGAAAGACCAGAAACCUGCCGCCGCACCAGAACCUGCUCCCCAGGCGAGCCAGGAUUCUCCCAAAAACGGCUGGACAGACGUGUCAGCGAGGAGACAGCUGGCCGUCGGCAUCAACGAGGUCACCAAAGCUCUGGAGAGGAACGAGCUCAAACUGCUGCUCGUGUGCAAGUCCGUCAAGCCCAAACACAUGACGGAUCACCUGAUCGCACUGAGCGCCACGAGAGGCGUGCCGGCCUGCCAGGUGCCCCGGCUCAGCCAGAGCGUGUCGGAGCCGCUGGGGCUGAAAAGUGUCCUCGCUCUGGGGUUCAGACAGUGCGCCUGCAAAGAUGACGAGGUGUUCACUGACACCGUGGACGCCAUCAGACCCAGAGUGCCUUCACUGGAUGUUGCGUGGCUUCAGGGUGGAGCACCCAGUGUGACACCUGAAGGUCCCGCUGAUGUGGAGGAGGAGGAGGAGGAGGAGGAGGAGGAGGAGGAGGAGAAGAGGAAGGGCCAGAAAAGGAAGCUUGAGAGUGAAUCUGAGGAGGUCACAGAGUCGGCCUCCUCCUGCACGCUGCAGCCGCUCAAAGUGAAGAGAAUAGUUGCUAAUCCAGCAAAGAUGCGAAAAGUGAAAGGCGAAGGCGAAGACAGUCAAAUGAAAAAGAAGAUGAAGAUACUUAAGGGAUCAUUCCUGUUUUUGUAUGUUUUAGUUUCCUAUUUUUUGGCUUUUGACCACCUAAAGUGA